Molecule: messenger RNA, 786 nt
Organism: Arabis nemorensis
Lineage: Eukaryota; Viridiplantae; Streptophyta; Magnoliopsida; Brassicales; Brassicaceae
Source: the annotation of a GenBank genome assembly
AUGAUGCACACCGACUUCUCCGGUUUAGGGAGUAUUUUUCAAAACAUGUUAACUUGGCUAGAUCAUAAUCCACAUCCGGCUAGGGGCAUGCUCAUAUCCGACGACCCUGCUGCAUUUUUGUAUGUGCAUUCGUUGGACGAAGGACGAUCCAACUCUGUUAUUCCCGCAUAUCCACCUGAAGAUGGCACUUCUUCUGGAGUUUGGCGCUGGAAAACCAUACUGGAAGAGGCUCCUCUUCUCAAGACACCAAGCCAGAUGCUCGACCACAAGUGUGCUGGGGAACCUCGCUAUAUUUGUACGCUAUGCAACUUUAAGAUCGAUGACUAUGAGGAUUUCGCCGAAGAUCUCUUUGGAGAUGCUCAUGACGAUCAGCAUAUGUAUAGGUUUACUCACUUCCCUCCCAAUGAGAUUGACAUCUUUGUCCAAUUUCGGAAAGACAAAGUCCGAAUGAUAGAGAUGCUAGAGUUAGAAGAACAAGAGAGCCUUUCAAGUGAGCAUCCUGACAAAGAUGAUGCGCAAUCAGAGAAUAAAACCCAUUUGCUCUUGUGUUAUUGGGCUAGUGACAAUAACUCAGAACCCAUUUCUCACAAAACUCCACCUGGUUCGAGUAUUGUCCAAACCCUAGCCACACACCAGUAUCAGACCAAAUUUCUGAAACUCCCGAUCCUGGAAUCCGCCGAUUCCUUUGCGCCUGAACCGACUCGCCAUAGCUCCACCUUGCUUCUGAGCUAUCGGCCUUGCUUUUUCUUAUCCGAAGCAGUUCUGUUCUUCUUCCCUUUUACCUGA